Grus americana (Whooping crane) is the source of this 1728-nucleotide messenger RNA. RefSeq names its product DDB1 and CUL4 associated factor 11 (gene DCAF11). The record is from RefSeq and is a predicted model, not a curated record. Bases 135 to 1721 code for a protein of 528 amino acids. Gene Ontology annotation, cellular component: Cul4-RING E3 ubiquitin ligase complex. Lineage: Eukaryota; Metazoa; Chordata; Aves; Gruiformes; Gruidae. The transcript has 14 exons. Gene Ontology annotation, molecular function: protein binding. Gene Ontology annotation, biological process: proteasome-mediated ubiquitin-dependent protein catabolic process.
CCCCCUCCUCGUUCCCCCCAUGCAGGCCCCGCCCCUUCCGGCGCGCGGCGGACGUAAACAAGCAGCGGGCGGCCGGGCGGUGUGGGGGGGGGGGGGGCGGUGGCGCCGCCGCUCCUGAUUGGUCAGCGCCGGCGAUGGGCUCCCACAGCAGCAGCCGCGCGGGGGGGGGAGGGGCACGGCCCCCUCCCCGGGGUCCUGACCCGGAAGAGGAAGAGGAAGAAGAGGAGGAAGAGGAAGAGAAUCAGAGCUAUUUCCUGCGCAGGGGUCAGAUCCCGGGGGGGCUGCGGGACCCCCCCGAAUCGGACGAAGAAGUUUGGGAUGGGGGAGGGGGAGAAACGGACCCUCCCCCCCCCGCCCCGCCCCCCCCGGACACGCGUGUCCUGGCGAGCCACGAGCUGAGGGCGCAGCUGGAACUGGCGGCGGGGAGGGGGGGGGGGCGGCGACCCGGCCCCCCCGAGGAGAAUCUGCCCCGGCUGCUGCGGCAGCGUGAAUGGGGCCGUUGCCACCACGGCAGCUUCUCCCCGGGCGAGAAAUCCCGCCUGAGCUCCCAUUUCCUCCCCAACCACGUGGCCUUCGCCGACUCCUACCCCCAAAAAGCGUUCUGCGGGCUCUUCUCCGACGACGGAUCCCUCUUCGUCUCCGCUUGCCAAGACCAGACGCUGCGGGUGUACGAGUGCCGGGGGGAGGGGCUGCGCCUGUUCCGGGCGUCGCGGGGACGCGACGUGGGUUGGAGCAUCCUGGACGUCGUCUUCACCCCCGACGCGUCCCAGUGCCUCUACUCCAGCUGGUCGGACUACGUCCACGUCUACGACAUCUACGGGGACGGCGACAACCACACGGCCCUUGACCUACGACCAGAAGAGCGUCGCUUCGCUGUCUUCUCAUUGGCCGUGGGGCCGGAUGGGCGGGAGGUGGUGGGCGGAGCCAACGACGGCUGCCUCUACGUCUACGACCGGGAGGUUCAACGCCGCGUCCUACGGGUGGAGGCCCACGAGGACGACGUCAACGCGGUGGCCCUGGGGGACACGGGGGGGCAGCUCCUGCUCUCGGGGGGGGACGACGGCGUCUGCCGGGCCUGGGACCGCCGGUGCCUGGGGGAGGGGCGGCCUCGCCCCGUCGGCCUCCUGGCGGGUCACCGCGACGGCAUCACCUUCCUUCACCCAAGGGGUGACGGUCGCUACCUGGUCUCCAACUCCAAGGACCAGACGGCCAAACUGUGGGACCUUCGGCGUCCCGCCGGCCCCGGGGGAUUGGCCGCUGCCCGCCGCGCCGUCGCUCGGCAGAGCUGGGACUAUCGCUGGCAACGGGCGCCACGACGCGCCAUGGCGACGGCGCCGUUGCCGGGCGACAGCUCGCUGAUGACGUACCGCGGGCACGCGGUGCUGCACACGCUCCUGCGCUGCCGCCUGUCCCCGCCCCGCGGGGGGGGGGGCGGCCUCUACCUGGGCACGGGCUGCGCCUCGGGGGCGGUGCUGGUGUACGACGUGCUGACUGGCCGGGCCGUGCGGCGGCUGACCAAUCACGGCGCCUGCGUGCGCGACGUCUGCUGGCACCCGCACGAGGGGACGCUGGCCAGCGCCUCGUGGGACGGCAGCAUCCGCCUGUGGGACUAUCGGGAGCCGCAGGACGAGGACGCGAGCGGGGGGGGGCGACACGAGUGGGGGGGGGGCGACGGCGACACCCCCGUGCCCCACACUUCCCCCCCAGUAAAGCCCCUGUGACCCCCAA